UGCCCCCAUUAACUUCCAGUGCCCCUAAUUAGAGAGUUGAAGUGGGAAGGGCCAGCAGGCCAACAGGCAAGCCAGGAGCAGGCAGACUUCCCAAGAUAGUUGCAAAGGUGGCAACCUCCAGGUUGGCCCCAUGGAAGAUCUCAAGGGCUUUGCCAUGGAGACUCUGGAUGAUUUUGCCCAGUAUAUGCCCGGGACUCACCACCAGCCCAGCUUGGGAGCCUCCAGAUUCUCCAUCGCUCACUGCCUCUCUCAGAAUCCCAUGCUGGGCUGCUAUGCGGGAACCUACCCGGGUCCGGCGGAACUGCCCGCUUACCCGCAGGAGAACUUCAGGAACGGGAUGGCCCCUGGGGAGUGGUAUGCUUCCGGCGCCCCGGAGGGGGCCUACUCUUCCAUCUCCAGGUACGUGGGAACUUCAGGAUACAGUGUGCCCGGAACCCCGGACUGCCUGGGCUACCUCGGCGAGAUGAUCCGAUCGCCCCCUUUCUUCCCAGGGAAUGCGUCCAAACGCAAGAGGCGCGUCCUGUUCUCCCGGGCCCAGGUCCACGAACUGGAGAAGAGGUUUGAGCUGCAGAAAUACCUGACCGCUCCAGAGCGGGAGCACCUGGCCGCCAUCACCCGCCUCACUCCGAACCAGGUGAAGAUCUGGUUCCAGAACCAUCGCUACAAGAUAAAGAAGCAAGCCAGGCAGCAGGAGGGGAAAGCCGGACAGCACCUCCGGCCGGGAGCUCCCCAGGCGUGCGACAGCAGCCUCGGGUCUUCCCAAGUGAGCAGCAGUUACGGCUUGGCCAGAGCGCCGAUGGAGGAGAAGUUGACUCCUCAGAGCUUAGCUGCCAGUCCUUCUCCAAGGACCGAACCUCAGCCCCUCCUAAGGACUGCCGACAGCCACCUCCCGUCAUGGUAGACCCAAUCGGGUCUCCCCAAAGGAACAAAAUCAGGUCCUUCGUUGCAAUCAGCAGCCAAGCAAGAUGGACACCCUCUGAUGCAGGGGUGGCCCCCCAGGGUGGAUUUCAUUUCCCCGGCGCCUGACCUUCUUCCCCAAUUAGCUUCCAAAAGAAGAAAUCUUGUGCUUAUGGCAUCUGGUGGAAAAACGGCUUCAACCACCACCCCUAGACAUCAAAAACAUUGUCAA
This is a messenger RNA of Pogona vitticeps (central bearded dragon), 1129 nucleotides long. The record is from RefSeq and is a predicted model, not a curated record. NCBI's taxonomy places the organism in Eukaryota, Metazoa, Chordata, Lepidosauria, Squamata, Agamidae.